AUGAAAGUAGUCUACAGCACACCACUCUCAGUCUCACAGAGGACUGCAUGCAGGAAAAGACAUGAUCGUGUCAAGACUUCGACCCAGAUCCGUCGUUCCCCCAAAGCCUUCUAACCUCAAAUCCUUGGGGCCAAACAUCCCAAACCACUUCCAGACCAUAAACCAGAACAGACCAAACCCGAACCAGAACCAACCCCCAUCAGGGGAGAGGAGCCAGGAGAGGAAACAACAUCAACUACUGGAGGGGAAGGUGAAGAGGAUUGUGCGUAAGUUCAGCAGCCAGGAGAUGGGGCAGGCAGGACUAGAGACAAGAACAGGGGUAGAGGCAGGGGCAGAGACAGUGACUGGGGCAAAGCAGGGAGACGGUGGGGUGGUGGGGUGGACAAGUACAAGGACAGAGGCCGGACAGCAGGCAGACAGUAACAGAGGACAGACAAGGGCCCAGCAGGCCGACUAUGAUGCUAUAAUAAUGAGUACUGUGGAACUCAGCCUCAUACCACCUCCAGUACCAUUGAGAAAGCCACGUUCUGGCCCUCACACACAACCUACAGCACAACCCACAGCACAGAGUGAUGCCGUGCCCCUGGGGCAGAAGACAGACAACCAUCUGGGCACCCUUCUCACACCUGGACAUGGACGAGGAAACAGAUCAGCUCCCGAUGGAAGUGAGGUGGAUGAAGCGCCUGUGUGUGUUACCAUUGAGAGCAGACAAACCACAGGCUCGGCAGACACCCCUAGUGGUCACCAUGGCAACAUGACACAGUGCCAGUGCAUCUGUCACCUGAGGAGAACUGGCAUGAAGUUAGUCUGGGUUCCUCUGGAGGAAGAGGAAGAUAACUAUGUAGAGGUGAUAGGGGAUGAAGAAAAAGACAAACGAGGGAAUGAGCACCAGAAGAGAGUGGUGAAGGAGGGGAAGGAAGAGGAUGAAGAUGACUACAUAGAAGUGGCAGGGGAUGAAGAGAAAGAAAAACGAGGGAAUCAGGACCAGAAGAGAGAGAGGAAGGAGGUGAAUGAAGAAAUGUUGGGAUCUUUCAGAGCAGAAGAGCGUGGGGGGAAAAGUCAGACAGGGUGCCAGACAGAGACAGCUGCUGUGUUCAGUGAGCACAGAGAGGUCAGAGUUCACGAGGUCAGCGAGAAUAACAGCCAGAGAUCCUUCCCUUCAAAACAUAACACAUCAUCCAACGCAGAAUCUUCCCUGGCCCUGAUGAUCUGCUCACAGCACAGCUCAUAUCAGCAUAGCACACGACAGCACAGCUCAAACACCAAGCACAGCUCACACCAGCACAGUUCACACACCAAACCCCCUCAAAACAAAACUGAGACAUAUGAUGAGGUUACAUAUGAGGCCAUGCCCAUGUCUGACAGAGAAGAAUCACAUCCACCCCCACUCCCACGCCUAAUGAAACCUCCACUGAUGCACAAGACGCAGCAUCCCUCUCCUCCGAAGGAUAAUCUCCAGAGCAUGUCCACGUCCUCUCUCUCUGGCCUACUAACCUCAAUUUCAAAGUCAGACAUCCAGAAGAGUACCCCUUCCCCUCAGACUCCUCCCUCCAUCUCCCAUGGCAACCCCCAUCAGCCAAUCCUGCGACCUCUGCCUCCACUUCCUGUUUUACAUGAUCUCUGCCUUCUCCCCUGCCCCAUCAUGCCCCGCCCUCCUCAACUCAGACCUCAGAUUCCAAUGAAACCUCUUCCACCUAACCCUGAGCCCAGUGGCCCUAGCUGUCUCAGCCGACACUCAUCCACAGAUGCUGAUGUUAGGGAUGACUGGGUGACUGUAGACGGGGAGGACGUAGAGGAGCCACAGGAACAGGCAGAUAGUCCCAGGAGGAUCUCCUCAGACUGGGGACCUUUGAGGCUGGACGAACCUCUGUACCAGAUCUACCAGGCUAAGUCCAUCAAGGAGGCGAUCCAGCUCCAGAGCAUCAGCCGGAGUGCCAGCAGGGCCACCGUGGACCUCCAUAUGAGGCUCAGGGGCGGUGGGUCCUUAGGGGCCCCUAAGGGCCAGUUCUUCAGGGCCAGGAAUGGCCCCGCAGAGGUCACACUGUGGCAGGAGCUACCGGUGGUCAGAGACAGUGGGAUCCUGGAGAGACUCAGUCCAGAGGAGCUGCAGAGACAGGAGAGCAUGUUUGAAGUAUUGACAUCGGAAGCCUCGUACCUCCACUCACUGAACGUUCUCACUGAUCACUUCCUGAUGUGUCGGGACCUUGAUGACACACUGGUGAUCCAUGACAAGAAGACCCUCUUCUCCAACAUACUCCAUGUGUAUGAGGUCAGCCAGAGGUUCUUGAAGGAUCUUCUGAGUAGGAUCGAUGAGAACAUUCUGAUAACUGAUGUGUGUGACAUCAUCCACCAAUACGCCCUGUACGACUUCUCAGUCUACAUUGAUUACAUCCGUAACCAGGGUUACCAGGAGAGGGCCUACAGCUCCCUCGUGCAGACCAACAACCCAUUUGCGUUGGUGAUGCGGAGGCUGGAGGAGUCUCCUCUAUGUCGUCGUCUUCCCUUCUCCUCCUUUCUGCUCCUUCCUUUCCAGAGGAUCACACGCAUCAAGAUCCUUGUACAGAACAUCCUGAAGAGGACUAAAGAGGGCACUAGGGAGGAGAACACUGCCUCUAGAGCCCUGACCUCAGUGUCUGAGAUCAUCAAGGAGUCCAACACACAGGUGGGCCAGAUGAAGCAGAUGGAGGAACUCAUACAAGUCAAUAACACAUUGGAGUUCAACAAACUCAAGGCUGUUCCCAUUGUCUCGAAGGCUCGCUUCCUGGAGAAGAGAGGAGAGCUAUAUGAGCUAUCCAAAGGGGCCUCCCUCUUCAGUUCUCGUCUCAAACUCACCCCCAUCUACCUCUUCCUCUUCAAUGACCUACUCAUCAUCACAUGCAAAAAGAGCUCAGAGCGCUAUAUGGUGACAGACCACACCCACCGCUCCCUGGUGCAGGUCCAGCCAACGGGGUUUGGGGUUGGAGCGGAGGGCCCAGGGCCCAAGUUGGAGCACUCCUUCUGUCUGCUACUGCUGGAGAACCACCGAGGCAUUGCCUGUGAACACCUGCUGAAGGCCCCCUCAGAGUCAGAUAUGCACCGGUGGAUGGCAGCAUUCCCUUCCUUAAAUGACCCAAACAGAAAGGAAGAGGUGGUUUAUGAGGACUGGGAUUGCCCCCAGGUGCAGUGUGUGAAACAAUACGUUGCCCAGCAGGCUGAUGAGCUCACCAUGGAGCCUGCUGACAUUAUCAACGUGCUAUGCAAGACCCAUGAGGGUUGGAAUAAGGGGAUGCGUCUGUCUGACGGAGAGAAGGGUUGGUUCCCUAGCAAAAGUGUGGUGGAGAUAACCAACGAGCAUCGGAGGAGACGGAACCUUCGGGAGCAGUACCGCAUCGCUCAAGCUGCAGCUAAAGUCACAAAGAACUGACUACCUGCAUAUUUGUAUGUGUGUCCCAAAUCACACACUAUUCCCCAUAUAGUGCACUAGUUUGGAGAAAUGUCCAAUGGGUCCUGGUCAAAAGUAGUGCACUAUAUAAAAAAAGGUAUUACAGUGCUAUUUGGGACAAAGCCUAUGUCAAACCAAGGAUUUCUCUAACCCUCCGUUUUCUUUUACCCAGAGCUUCAACUCAAGUGCAUCAUACAGUGGGGCAAAAAAGUAUUUAGUCAGCCACCAAUUGUGCAAGUUCUCCCACUUAAAAAGAUGAGGCCUGUAA
Messenger RNA from Oncorhynchus gorbuscha (pink salmon), 3689 nucleotides. Its product is annotated as rho guanine nucleotide exchange factor 15-like. The record is from RefSeq and is a predicted model, not a curated record. Gene Ontology annotation, biological process: activation of GTPase activity. The transcript is spliced from 17 exons. Bases 62 to 3403 code for a protein of 1113 amino acids. NCBI's taxonomy places the organism in Eukaryota, Metazoa, Chordata, Actinopteri, Salmoniformes, Salmonidae. Gene Ontology annotation, molecular function: protein binding; guanyl-nucleotide exchange factor activity.